Lodderomyces pseudojiufengensis is the source of this 1797-nucleotide messenger RNA. RefSeq names its product dihydroxyacetone kinase (gene DAK2). NCBI's taxonomy places the organism in Eukaryota, Fungi, Ascomycota, Pichiomycetes, Serinales, Debaryomycetaceae. Gene Ontology annotation, biological process: glycerol catabolic process. Gene Ontology annotation, cellular component: cytosol. Gene Ontology annotation, molecular function: glycerone kinase activity; ATP binding. Bases 1 to 1797 code for a protein of 598 amino acids. The transcript is spliced from 2 exons. The record is from RefSeq and is a predicted model, not a curated record.
AUGAGUUUAAAUAAACAUUGGAAAUAUGAAACAGGUGAAGAUUUAGUUCUUAAUCAAUUGAAGGGACUUGUUUGGUCAAAUCCUUAUAUUAAAUUAAUACCUUCUGAAAAAGUUAUAUUUAAUCCUCAUUCAAAUUCUGAAUCUAAAAUUACAUUAAUUAGUGGAGGUGGUGCUGGUCAUGAACCUUUACAUGCUGGUUAUGUUGGUACAAAUUUAUUAGAUGCAGCUGUUAGUGGUUCAAUAUUUGCAUCACCCUCAACUAAACAAAUUUUAACAGCUAUAAAAACUAAAUCAAAUAAAGAAAAGGGAACAAUUGUAAUUGUUAAAAAUUAUACUGGUGAUGUAUUACAUUUUGGUUUAGCUGUUGAAAGAGCUAAAAAUGAAGGUUAUAAAAUUGAAAUUGUGUUAGUUGGAGAUGAUGUUGCUGUAGGUAAAGAACAAAAUAAAAUGGUUGGAAGAAGAGGUUUAGCUGGUACUGCAAUAAUUCAUAAAAUAUUGGGUGCUGCUGUUCAAGAUGAAAAUGUUAGUUUAAAAGAUAUUGCAAAUUUAGGUCAUUUAAUAAAUGAUAAUUUAGUUACUUUAAGUGCAAGUUUAGAUAGAACUUCAGUACCUGGAAAAUCAGAAAAUGAAGUGACUACAAUUUUUAAUGAGAAAAAUGAAAUAGAAUUAGGUUUAGGAAUUCAUAAUGAACCUGGAACUAAAAUUAAACCAAUACCAAAUAUUGAUGAAUUAAUUAAAAAAAUGUUAAUACAAUUAAUUUCAUCUGAAGAUAAAGAUUAUCAUUAUGUUGAAUUUGAUCCUGAUGAUGAUUAUAUAGUAGUUAUUAACAAUAUUGGAGGUACUUCAACUUUUGAAUUAAAUUUAAUUACUGAACAUGUUUUGAGAAAUUUACCAUUUAAAAGAAAACCAAAAAGAGUUUUAAUAAGUGAUUUCGUUACUUCUUUCAAUUCACCUGGUUUCUCAAUAACUUUACUUAAUUUAACAAAUAUUAAUAAAGCAAAUAAUUUAUAUAAUCAAGAAGAUAUAAUUAAAUAUUUAGAUGAACCAACUAAUGCACCAGGUUGGAAACCAAAAUCUUAUGAUUCAAAAUUAUGGGAAAAACUGUCUGAAAAUCAUAUUGAUUCACCAAUGGAUCAUCAAGAAUUAUUGACUUCUAAUUUAAGAAUUGAUGGAGAAAAAUUUAAAAAAAAUUUAAUAAAUGCAUUAAAUAAUUUAUUAGAAUAUGAACCAAAAAUUACACAUUAUGAUACAUUAGUUGGUGAUGGAGAUUGUGGUGAAACUUUAGCUAGCGGAGCCAAUUCAAUUUUAAAAGCUUUUAAAGAAAAUAAAGAAUUUCAAAAUAAUUUAAAUGAUCCUGUUGCUUCAUUAUCAAUAAUAACUGAAUUAAUAGAAGAUAAUAUGGGUGGUACAUCAGGUGGAUUAUAUGCAAUUUUUUUGACUUCAUUAGUUCAAUAUUUAAAUAAAUCAAAUCAAAUUGAUUUAAAUACCAUAAGUGAUUCAUUAUAUCAAGCAUUACAUGAAGGAUUAUUUAAAUAUACUAAAGCAAGGGUUGGAGGAAGAACAUUAAUUGAUACAUUACAGCCAUUUAUAGAUACACUUCAUGAAACAAAAGACUUAAACAAAGCCUUAGAAGCUGCUGAAAAAGGUUGUGAAAAAACAAAAAAUUUACAUGCCUCAUUUGGUAGAUCAAGUUAUGUUAAUGAAGAAGAUUUUAAAGUUGAAGGUGGUAUACCUGAUCCAGGAGCAGUUGGAGUAUUAGCUUUAAUUAAAGGAUUUUUAAAAGAUUAUGAAGAUUAA